This is a messenger RNA of Spodoptera exigua (beet armyworm), 1038 nucleotides long. The record is from the annotation of a GenBank genome assembly. Lineage: Eukaryota; Metazoa; Arthropoda; Insecta; Lepidoptera; Noctuidae.
AUGUCAUUGAUAAAUGAAAGCGACUAUGAGAACAACUCAUUCUCUUUCUUCGGACCGGUUGGCAUGGCUUUCUACGAUGACGGCAUGGUCUUAGAAAAUACUUUCACAAUCAAAAUCGCUAUCAGUGUAAUUCUAGGGAUAUAUAUGAUUGUGAGUGUGAUUGGAAAUGUUUGUACCCUGGUUGUGAUUGCCCAGGACCGUACCAUGCGGACUCCAACGAACUGCUACCUCGCCAAUCUCGCCAUUACAGACCUACUAACCGCUCUCUUCAUUCCUCUUGAUGUUUACAUUAUCUUCGUACCUGACUUCUAUCCUCUAGGAGAAGUAGGUUGUCGAAUGCAUUAUGUGCUCUGGGACGUUCUCAGUAACUGCAGCUUACUCAUCAUCACGGCCUUUACGAUCGAGCGGUACAUAAUAGUGAUGAAACCUUUUUUUCGUCAAAAGCUGACACUGAAUUCUCGGGUCUUCAAAAUCGUUGGUGUUAUAUGGCUCUUGUCGUUGAGUUUUUGUAUCCCUGACGUGUUCUACAUCGAUCUCUUGGAAAGAAAGGAAUAUGUGUUUUGUUACUUUUCCUUGACGAAAAUUGUGAGCAUCGUAGUUGCUAUAGAAGUUUUUGUAUUCUUUCUUAUACCAAUGACUACGAUUCUGAUAAUGUAUAUCAAAAUAAUGAUAAAAUUGAAGACGGUACAGAAAAAGUUGCGAGGUAGCCCCGUGGUUGGGAAACAGAACAGAGACAAAGCGGCGAAAAUGAUUGCGGCCGUCGCAGCAUCAUUCUUUCUUUCAUGGACUCCCUACUGCAUAUUCCGUAUUAUGACAGUAUUUCCGAAAUUCAAAUACGAAGAUUAUUAUAACGUUUGGAAGAUUAUCAACUACCUAUGUUACAAUGGCUACAUGUCCACAGCUGCGAACCCAAUACUUUACAGUUUAAUGUCCCGGAAAUUUCGACAAGCGUUUAAAGAUUUGUUAAAGACACCACGUGUUUUGAGCCGCAACAGCAUAACACAAAAAACUACGUCAACCCAUGAUUCAAUAGUGUAA